Messenger RNA from Caretta caretta (loggerhead turtle), 4949 nucleotides. Lineage: Eukaryota; Metazoa; Chordata; Testudines; Cheloniidae. The record is from RefSeq and is a predicted model, not a curated record.
CUGACAUCACUCCGCAGAUCAAAGCCACUGGGACCCCAUAUAAGCAGGUUCUUAAGGCAGAGAGGGGCAGAGGCAGACCCGCAGCUGGCCAUGCGCUCGAGACACACACACACACACACACACACACACACACAACACACACAAACUCACACAAACUCACACUACCCGCUGCAUCUUCACGCAGCCUUCCGCUUGUGUCGCUCGUCCCUUCCCCUCCCCUUCUCUGCCCACCCUUAGCGGAGUUUAACAGCGUUUACCUCCGGCUGACCUCCAGUGUUGGGAUCUGGAUCUACAGUAUUUUGCCCGCCGCUGCGGUUGCCGCAAAACUUUGUGGUUGCUGGGAGAAGGGCUGUCGAAGGGGUCGAGGCGAAGGGGCAGCUUUCCCGGGAAAGCUUUCCAGCGUGUUUACCUUUGCCGCGUGUGUGGACACACGCCAUCGGCUCGGCUGUAAUGUAUGGUAGAGGAUCUAUGCUAGAGCGUACGCCACACACGAUCACACGCCCUGGAGUUUGAAGCCCUGUCCCUGGUGGGCAUGAAUGGGGACAAGAAUACUAUAACACUUAAGCGUGCCCCGGGAUGUUUUUCUUUGCCUCUUGGCGGGCGAGCUGUGCUGUGAGUUUUAGGGAGAGGAACAGGUAUCUGAGGUUUUGGGGGUGUUAGUUAUAAGCCUUAUCAGUUUUCUGUGGAGCGAAGUUUCUUCAGCGCGGACGUACGCCGCCGAGGAAGCGGCUGCAAAAGGCGGCUCGUCUGAAACGUACACGGGCAAAGCAAACCAGGACUUUGAGGAGAAAACAGGUCAGGUUGAGACAACAAGCCCCCUGCUGCUGGCUUGAUCUAGGGUUCUUCGCCCUUGUAAACAACACGCCUGAUGACUUGAAUCACUGGUUUCCCCCUUGCCAAUUUUCCUGAAGUUGUAAAAGUUAACCUGUUCCGGAGCUAGAGGCUGGAAAUCCGAUGGCAAUGAAAAAGGAUGAACCGGAGUGCUGGUCCGGACAGUGUCCGGUCUGGGCUGGAGGAAUUCUGCAGAGCCGGAUUAGACAGCGCCCUCCCGUUCAGGGAAGCUGUAAGAAAUUUCACACUGAAGUCUGUGCCGUGAAGCAGCUUCAGGAGAGACAGAUAAGGGGUCUGAAAUAGCCCCCAGGCCGCCCAGUGCAUGGUCAGGAUUCAAGGGUGAAGGUUUCAAGUGUUUUUAAAAAAGAUAAAAGACCCCGAAAUAAAUGUCUCGCUGUGCAGACGCAGGAGAGCGGGGAGCUUGCCUCCCUGCAGAAGCGGCGCGACAGCUGCUUGCAACUUCCAGUGACGGGUCAAUAUAAAAAAAAGGGAAUAAAAAUCGAGGCGGGUGAAAUCCUGAUCCUGUCGGCGCACAUGGGAGUUUUGCCACGGAUUUCAGCAGAGCCAGGAUUUUCACUCCUAGCGCUGAAGAUCCGCGUACAAUGUCACUUUCCCGAUAACAGUGUUUCAGGGACGGGAUUCUUACACCAAUGGGGACACCCUGAAGGAAAACCCAAAGUGCGCUGGGAAUCACAGCAAGCACCCCGGGGGGAACUCGCACGUUUAAACGGGUUUCCAAAGUGGAGCCCUCUCCUAGGGGAUUAAAGAGUUGACUCUUCAAAGAGCGCAGUUUGGAAGAGAGCUUCGGGCAGCCCCAGACCUGGGGGUCAGGCAGGCAUCGAAUUAUCAAAAUGAAGGGCAUGAUCCUUCCUCCCACUGAAUGCAAUUGGCCAAGGUUUUCCGAAGUGACUGGUGAUACCAGUUUUGGGGUGGCUGACUUGAGACACCUUCAAGAGGCCUGAUGUGAAAGUGGACGGGUGCUCAGUCAUGACUGAAAAUCAGAUCUCCCUCUAAUGUGUGUAAUGGGCCUAAUUUGGGCACCCAAAUUUACUAGCCACUUUUGAAACCUUGCCCGUUGACUUUAAGAGGAGCAGAAUCUGGCCUUAAUUUGGUACACUUGAGAAAAACCGCUGGAGGUUAAGAAGAGAAGAAACCCCUCACUGUUGUCUAGAAUGAAUGAUGGGAGAGAAUCCCGAUUGGUUUAUUAUUACCAUUGUUAUUACAGGAGCAGGGGUAGCCCCUGUCUGAGAUAAGGAGGACUCUUGUAAGAAUUUAGGAGUCAUGUGCCUUGUUUGUUUAAUAAAAAGCAGAGAAAAGAGGAUCCUUGAGAUCUUUUGUUUGCUGCUGGAUGCUUCUUUGAGACAAUUUUGAUUGUAAUGUUUCCUGGGGGGGCCAGAGUGGAGGGCUCUUCCUUGCGCUCCAGGUGUUUGUGUAUUUGGAAGAAGCGAGAAGCAAAGUUAAUGAGGUUGCUGUGCUCCAAGAAGGAACCACAUCUAAACUGAAGGAAAUACAUUGUUCAGAAAUUCGGGAAGAUUCCCCUUUAAAGAGUUGAUUUCCUUCUGAAAGCGGGUGGCUGUGGAAAAAUGAAGCUGAGUCUUGCAAUAUUUCUGUCUUUCAUUUUACAGACUGGGAUUUGCUCUGGAAUAAAAUGGCUAGCUUUGUCCAAGACUCCCUCCGUCCUUGCUCUGAAUCAGACCCAGCACUGCAAGCAGCUAGAAGGUCUGGUAGUGUCUCAAGUGCAGCUGUGCCGCAGCAACCUGGAGCUCAUGCAAACCAUCAUCCAGGCGGCCCGGGAAGUGAUAAAGACGUGCCGCAGAACUUUCUCCGACAUGCGGUGGAACUGCUCCUCCAUUGAGCUGGCCCCCAACUACCUGCUGGAUUUGGAGCGAGGCACAAGGGAGUCAGCAUUUGUGUAUGCCCUCUCUGCUGCAGCAAUCAGCCACACCAUCGCCAGGGCCUGCACCACCGGGGACCUCCCUGGCUGCUCCUGCGGCCCCAUCCCAGGUGAGACACCUGGACCUGGGUAUCGAUGGGGAGGAUGUGCUGACAACCUCAACUAUGGUCUUGUCAUGGGGUCCAAAUUUUCAGAUGCUCCCAUGAAGAUGAAAAAAUCAGGAUCACAAGCCCAUAAGCUGAUGCACCUGCACAACAGUGAAGUAGGGAGACAGGCCCUGAAAGCCUCUCUUGAAAUGAAAUGUAAGUGUCAUGGAGUUUCUGGUUCCUGUUCUAUCAAGACCUGCUGGAAGGGUCUUCAAGAACUGAGAGACAUUGCACAGGACCUCAAAAACAAGUACUUGUCAGCCACAAAGGUGGUACACCGACCCAUGGGCACACGCAAGCAAUUAGUACCAAAGGAUAUUGACAUCAGGCCAGUUAAAGAGACAGAGCUGAUUUACCUGCAGAGCUCGCCUGACUUCUGCAUGAAGAAUGAAAAAGUGGGGUCACACGGGACACAAGACAGGCAAUGCAACAAAACCUCCAGCGGCAGCGACAGCUGCGAUCUGAUGUGCUGUGGCCGAGGCUACAACCCGUACAUGGACAAAGUGGUGGAGCGAUGCCACUGCAAAUACCAUUGGUGCUGCUACGUGACCUGUAAAAAAUGCGAGAGGACUGUUGAAAGGUACGUGUGCAAAUGAAACAUCUCCCACGCGGCCAAAAAGCUUAGAUGCCAAUGGCACCAAAGCGCUGUUCAUAGAAGAGGAAACCUUUCCUGGACUAGACAUCGUUUAUCUUGCAAAGACAUGGACUUGGAGAUGAUAUAAAGAGAAUUCCAUUACAACCGUAAAAAUAACCUUGUUUUUUAAAAUGUAAAAAGGGGAAGGGUUUCCCACCAAUCAAAUUCUUCCUGAGAAGACAAGAGGCUUAAACCAAAACUCAUUUUGGAUCAUACCUUCUUGCAAAAACAUGCCUUACGUUGCCAACAAUGUCCAGCUAUCAAGUGCCUUUAGUACUGUAAGAAACAAAGAGAAACUUUCCUGGGGAGGAAGAACAGCUCUGGCUGAAAAUAAUGCAGGCUAAUGUCUACUCUUGCAUCCUACCACAAAGGGCUUGGAUUCUCCAGUAGCCUACAGGACAAUCCCUGACAAGGGAUGUACUAUAACUUCAAAGCAAUCAUUGUAUUUGUUUCCAAAGGCUAAAUUUUCAGGACGGGAGAAUCCACUCAGCAUGAUAAAGCCAGAAACAUUCCUGGUUCUGCCCCUGAAACGAAAAGACAUGUAAAUCAAUUUAACCCUUUUUUUUUUGUCCAGGGCUGAGACUAAAGUUAUUGUUCUACCGAAGGACUGGAGGUCUUGACCCUACUUAGCGUAGGCUGCCAGGGUGUCAAAUUCAAGUAUUCACAAACAUGUACUGAACCCCAGUGUCAAUGUAAUCCCGGUGUAGUGAGAGGAGCCCACUGGACACAGGGGCUGAGUGACCAGAGAGCAGCUAUGGGACGUAACGAAAUAUACAGUGAAGUCAAAGUAAAAUGGAAAUGGAAAGUCGACUCCUGUAUCCUUUUCCUCUCUCUCUUGACCACUGGAUGUUACUCCCUAGUUCACUGUUGCUCCGAUGCCUUGUCCCAUCCAGGCCUAACGUAAAUAUGGCACCAUCCCUCCUCCCUCAACAAAGCUAUAAACUCAGAGUCAAGAAAUUGCCAAGACACCAGCAGUGCGGGAGGUGUGUUUACACCUUUAGAAAUUCCAGACAAGGCGAGAUGUCAGCUAUUCUAAGCAGACCUAGCCGGAGUAUGUGAAUGAAAUGUAUGGUCCUGCCAUGACAACAGCACAGAACCACUAUCUGUGGAUGUACAUAUUUUAUUUUGUAUGCAGAACAUCCAGAAAUAUUUAUAAAAUAUAUCUUGUGCUUUUCUCUAUUCUACUUUAUAUAUAAAUAUAUCUAUUAUAAACAAGCUUAACAAUAGUAUGAAAUAAAUGCUGAAAUUACUCAACAGUGCAAAGAAAAGAGCUUAUAAUUAUUAUUAUAUCUAAAUCUAUAACAUUGUCUUCUGCUUGGACGGAUGUCUAAUUUUCCCUUCCAGAAGAGCAGUUAGAAUACUGCUGGAAAUACUCAUUGCAAUGUGACCAGUAUGUUCCACCAUUCCUUGUCUCCCCAGUCCAUUACCUCCUACAUACGAUCAG